This is a messenger RNA of Oryzias latipes (Japanese medaka), 829 nucleotides long. It is a transcript of the gene tmem230b, whose product is annotated as transmembrane protein 230b. NCBI's taxonomy places the organism in Eukaryota, Metazoa, Chordata, Actinopteri, Beloniformes, Adrianichthyidae. Gene Ontology annotation, cellular component: endomembrane system; synaptic vesicle. The record is from RefSeq and is a predicted model, not a curated record. Gene Ontology annotation, biological process: synaptic vesicle transport.
UGCGCAUGCGUGCAGUACAGACCAGUUUAUGUCAACAAGGAAGACAAUCUUCGCAUGUAUCUGCGUGUAUACCUAGCUGUAGCUGCUUUAAAUUGUUUGAAACUUUACAGCUAACAAGAUUUCAAAAGAUAAAUCUUUUGCGGGAUAUUUGUAGAUGGCUGAUUUGUCGUCGAGGCGUCUGUAGCUGUGCUGUUUCGGACUGUUGACAAACUUAUCAGCUAGCUAGCUGGCGCUCGAGAAGCUCAUCAGUAUCAUGCCUGCUCGAAACAUCCUGUCCGACGAUUUUCCAGGCAGCAGAGUGAAGUACUCCAGGUUAGCUUCUGACGAUGACGGCUACAUUGAUUUACAGUUUAAAAGGAGUCCACCCAAAGUACCGUACAAAGCUAUAGCCCUCGCCACGGUGUUGUUCUUGAUCGGGUCUCUCUUAAUCGUCAUUGGCUCUCUUCUCCUCGCUGGGUACUUUGGAGUCACACACUCAGACCGAACAGUUCCUGUCCUCAUCAUUGGGAUCCUCGUCUUCCUGCCGGGAAUUUACCACCUACGGAUCGCCUACUAUGCAUCAAAGGGAUACCCAGGCUACUCCUAUGAGGACAUCCCAGACUUUGAUGACUGAACCAGAGCAGGGCAGUGUGCUAUGUCCUGCUGUAUUACUGUUCAUUCCUGCAUUGCUUACACUAAAUCAAAAGUAGCCAAGGAAAAAAAGAUGUAAUCAUUUUUUUGUUACUGUUAAUUACUAUUAUGUUGGUUAAUUAUUGUGAGCCUGCAAAAGGAUGUAUGCAUGUUAUAAAUGAAUAAAACUGGUAUUUCUUUUUUUUUAUGCGUAACACUU